CCGUCCUCUCUCUUUCCUCCCUCUCGCCACCAUCCUCCCCUCUUCAAUGGCAACCUCCUCCUCCUGCGAUAUCAAGUGCUAGAUUGUGAAGAGGAUUAGGAAUUCAAAUCGAAGAGAGAUGGAGAAGCAGCAAUCGAUGGCGAAGCAGCCGCCAUCGCCCUCGCUUUCCCUGCAGGAGUGGGAGACCCUCCUCGACGACUUCGGUUCCGGCUCCCCCGCCCGCUGCGACCGGUGGCUGCCCCUCCCCCUCCUCGACCUUGCACUCAACGCUUUCCUCCGCCGCGACUUCGCCUCCCACCUCAAACCCCUCCUCCUCCUCUUCAUCGACGACCUCCUCUCCUCACCUACCUCUGCCCCACCCCCCUCCGACUCCCUUCCCCCUCUAAUCGACGCCCUCCGAUCCCUCCUCCUAUCCUCGUCCCCCUCCGCUUCCGACCCUUCUCCCGCUCCCGCCGCCGCCCUCCUCCGCGACCAGUUUAUGGCUACCGCCGUCUCCGCUGCAGUCUCCUCCCUCGACGCCCCACUCGACGCUUCCUCCGCCGCUCUCCUCGAGCCCCUCGUGGAAGCCCUCCUCACAGUCACCAACCGCCCGAAUCACGGUCCGGACCGCCAGUCCCGCGCCGCUGCCUGCGAGUGCCUCCGCGAGCUCGAGUCUGCCUUCCCUUGCCUCCUUGCCGACGCCGCCGGCCACCUCUGGGCCCUCGCCCAGGCCGAGCGCACCCACGUCGCACAAAGCUACCUUCUUCUCCUCGCCACUGUCGUCCGUGACAUUGUCCUCCGCCCUGGUCUUCUCUCCUCCCCAACCUCCAUCCUCUCCACCUCCGUCCCCCUCGUGCCCUUUAGUGCCCCUAGCUGUUUCUUGUCUCACCAUUCUGCCGAUCGUGACCGCGAGCCCUCGGAGGUGAACCUGAGGGAGAUCAAGCGGGUUCUGGGGUUCCUCUGGGAGCGGCCGCAGGCCCUGACACCGGCCGCCACCAUGGAGCUGGUCUCGAUCUUGACCAGCAUCGCUGGCGCGCUGGAGCAGCACGUGCCGACGGGCGGGGCGCUCCUGAAGGUGCAGUUCUCUGGCCUGAUUUACUCGUAUCACCCAAUCCUCUGCCAUAUCGUUCUCAUGCUCUAUUCCGGCUUCCCAGAUGCCUUUGCUGGCGAGGACGAGCGCAACAUCGCUCGCCGCCUCGCCCUUAUGGCCAGAGAAGCCCACCAGCCCCUCGUGUUUCGUCUUCUCGCGCUCCACUGGCUGCUGGGCUCGCCUAGGCUUGGCAAGGGAAAGGACUCGCUUGCUCCCUUGGCGCCCAGAUUUUACCCUGGGGUUUUUGAUCCUCUGGCUUUGAAAGCCAAGAAGCUUGAUGCUUUAGCGUGCAUUGCAGCGAGUUUGGAUACUUUGGAAAUGAGAAGAAAGGGGGAGGAGGAUGGUCGAAGGGCCUUGAUAGUGAAGCUCUUUCAGGAUGGGUUGGUUUGCAUCUCUGCUUACAAGUGGCUACCGCCGUGGAGCACAGAGACCUCGGUUGCCUUUCGGACGCUUCACAAGUUCUUGGUUGGAGUCAUCCCACAUCGUGAUGAUUGCUCAGAGGAACCUCAGCUUGUUUUUCUCAUGGAUUCCACCAUAUUCAGCACCCUUCAGAGUAUGUUGGUAAAUUUGGCAUUGGAGCACCACGGUUUGGUUCUGGUCAUUGGCAUUUUUAUCGACCAACUGUUGAAAUGCAAGGGUCACCGGUCCGUAGGGGAGCGACUGCUCCAGAAACUUGAUGAGCAUUUGCUUCCGAAACUUGAGAUGGGAUACCGGUUGACUUCUUAUUUUCCCAUUUUUGAGAGGAUUGCUGAGAAUGAUACCAUUCCACCCCAUGGUUUGUUAGAGUUACUUAUGAGGCAUAUUGUUUCUAUAUCAGUGAAACAUGGACCAAACUCAGGGUUGAGUUUAUGGUCUCAGGGGACUAAAGUGUUGGGUAUCUGCAGGAUGAUGCUUAAGCAUCACCACAGCUCAAGGAUUUUCCUUCCUUUGUCACGCCUUCUAGCAUUUAUUUGCCAAUGCUACCCAGACUUGGAAGUUCGUGACAAUGCAAGGAUCUAUCUGCGGAUGCUUGUCUGCAUUCCUGGGAAGAAGCUAAGGCAGGUGCUGAAUCUUGGUGAAGAGCCUUCAGGAGUCUCACCAUCUCCUCACCCAGGCUCACUUUUCCAAGUUCCAUCACCUCGCCACUCGGAAAACAUCAAAAAGUCAGGCGGUGUCUCUUCUUAUAUUCAUCUUGAAAGGGUUGUUCCACUUAUUGUGAAACAGUCAUGGUCAUUAGUUAUACCGAAAUCAAACAUGGAAGAUAACACGGAAGCAAGUAAUGUUGUAGGUAUAAGUGAUAUCAGCAUUUCUCCUUCUGCAGAAUCAGACAAGGAUGGUGAAAUGAACUUUGAACAAAUAAGUUAUAUUAAGGAACCACUGAGAGUGAUGGAUGCAAAUGUGGCAGAAAUUCUGGGAGUCCUCCGGAAGCAUUUUUCAUGUAUUCCUGACUACCGACACACGUCUGCAAUUAAGAUUAGAAUACCCUGUAUACUAAGGUUUGAGUCUGAACCAUUUAGCCAUGUCUGGGGAGAUGGUUCAUCUACUUUUGAUUCAGAAGAGGGGGAGACGUUGCCUGCUAUGUAUGCAACUACUAUCACAUUUUCAUCAACAGCUAAGUAUGGCAAAAUUCCACCAUGUCGGGUACCUUUUCUUCUCGGUGAACCUUUGAGAAACAGAUAUGAUAUCAUACCUGCGGGCAACAGCUUUGAGGAGGGCUCAAGUCAUCGUGCUUCAGUAAAUAUAGAAUUGGAACCUCGUGAGCCAAUGCCAGGUCUUAUUGAUGUUACUAUCAAGGCAAAUGCAGAGAAUGGGGAAGUUAUUUCCGGAAGGCUACAGAGCGUUGCAAUUGGCAUUGAAGAUAUGUUUCUUAAGGCUAGUAUACCACCUGAUAUUGAAGAGGAUGAGGUGCCUGGAUACUAUUAUGAUCUGUUUCAUGCACUAUGGGAGGCUUGUGGUAAUUCUGCAAGCACAGGACGUGAGACGUUCCCUCUUAGUGGAGGUAAAGGUGCUGCAGCAAUUCAUGGCACACGAUCUGUGAAACUUCUGGAAGUAUUUCUGGAUUCUUUGAUCAAGAAUGUUGAGAAGCACCUGGCUUCAUAUGUUGUGAGUGUCACUGGCGAUCCACUGGUGAAUAUCGUAAGGAACAAUGGAAUUAUUAGAGAUGUUGUGUGGGAAAAUGAUGCUGAAGCUUUUGUUGCCCAUGAUGUUAAUGCGCUGGUGCCAUAUUCUGAAAAUGUACCUCUUCAGCUCCCAUAUUUUGAUGAACAGGGUGAUGCAGAGAAUCUUUCACCUGUCAGUAAGAGGACAAUUGGUACCUUUAUUAUUUUGAUAUUCCUACCACCCAGAUUCCAUCUCCUUUUCCAGAUGGAAGUAGGACAUUCAUCAACGUUGGUACGAAUAAGAACUGAUCAUUGGCCAUGUCUUGCAUAUAUUGAUGAGUACUUGGAGUCAUUGUUUUACACAUAGAAGGAAACAAACACAAGGACAUAUUCUGGAGUGCUACAACGAUUCUAUCUUGGCAAGCUUUGUCCUCUUAAAGGUCUGGUUAGAUCCUGUGCCUAACUUGCUUAUUUGCAUGUGCGUUAUUGUUAAAUAAUUGCUCAGGCCCUAUAAGCUUAAUAAAGUUUGUAAAUUCUUUUAAAAGGCUAUGGAUUUACAUAAUUUUACUUUGUCUAUUGAAAUUAGAAAAGAAUUCCCCUAUACUAUUUUUAAUAUGCUUUUCAUUGAUUUUUCUGACUCCAUUAUGGUUACAAAGGGCUUAUAAAUCUUCUUUAUGACAUACACCAAUGGCAAGCCAAACCAUCCCUGGUAGCGCAUAUUACUUAUCAUUAUGGUUUUACAGAAUUUAUUGUGAUCAAUCAGAAAUGGACUUCGAAUGCAGGCAUUAUAGUUUACUUCUGUUGCAUCUUUAGGUGCUAGUAUUGAGAAAUUAAAUUUAUCUUUAAUAGGAAUAAGGCAUGAAAUGUUCCUCUCCAAUUAACAAGAGUUUGUGAUAGAGUUAUCUUCAUUUUUUUUACCAAAAGCAAAAAAGGAUUCAUAUUAAGUUAUUAACCCAAAAACAGUGCUAUUACAACUAUAACUAUGAACAAAAUGACAUGGAACUCAAGAUGCCAAUGGCCAGACCAUACAACACCAGAAUUUCGUAGACAUGGCAAACUUCACAAGCCAAUGUGCACUAUGAUUCUUCCCUAACAUAUACAAAACUUUCCAAGCCCGAAAUAGUUUCUGUAACUCUUUCACAAUUUUGACAGUUUGAAAUACACCAUGGUGGUGUUUCCUCUCCAUUAAGUGCUUUCAUGAUUUGCAAUGCAUCAGUUUCAACAAUGAUGCACUCAAUGUUGUUAAGUAGUGCAGCUUCCAGCCCUUUCUUAAUUGCUAGCAUCUUGUUAAUCCAACUAUUGCCUUGCUCCACAAAUAGAAAACCUGCACAAAGACACAUGACAUUAGAGUUUCUAAUCAGAAGAUCAGCUCCACCAUCUAAACUUUGAGGAUUAAAAGCUCCAUCUAUGUUUAGCUUAAACCACCCAAUAUCAGGUCUACACCACUGCACCACAAUUUGAUAUUUUGAUGUGCCUCGCUCCUAUGUCCUUUGGACAUUAUGUCCAAUUUUCUGUUCAUUAUAUAUGAAACGGACCCAUACACAACUGUAGAGUGGCCUGUCCUUAUGUUAUUAAAUAGAACAUCAUUCCUGGCCUUCCAAAUCAGCCAAAGGCAAUGGGCAAUCAAGGAUCUGACUAAACUAGGAUGAUCAGGUAAGCCACUCCUCUCCUUGAGCUAAGCACCUCUUUCCACUCCCCAAAAUGAGAUAAUUCAGAACCCAACUUAUUACUAAGCAUUGUCCACAUCCUUCCACCAAAUGGACAUUCAAAGAAAACAUGAUUUUGAUCAUCCCAACCCUCAUUACAAACAUAACACACAUGAUCAUGAUUGGCAAAUACCCAACGAAGACAUCCUAACUGAAGUAGAUAGCUUGUGAUGUAAAAGUUUUCAACAAAAUAAAAGAGCCUUAGAGAUAAUAGGAAGUUUCCUCUAAGGUAUACAGUUUCGAAUGAUAUCGUUCGGUACGGGCGGUACAUACCAGUCCGAGAGUAAACCGGUACGUGGAUCACUCGCUACCAGACGAUAUUUUUUUAUUUAUAAAAAAAAAAAAAAAAAAAAAAAAAAUAUAUAUAUAUAUAUAUAUAUAAAGGCGACGUCGCCUUGUUUUUCUGUGACGUCGUUGUGGGAGAAGAGAGGCGACGUCACACAUUUUUUUAAAUUAUAUAUAUAUAUAUAAUAUAAAUAUAUAAAUAAAAGAUUAUAUAUAUAUAUACUGAAUGGUAUAUCGUUCAGUAUACAAUACUGUACCGUACCGAGAGAAGGUCGAAACUCCGGUACAGUACGAUAUUUCAAUCCUUGGUUUUCACAAUUCACUCCAACAUCCUUCAACCUUCCCACUAGAUUGAUCCAAGUCUUUGAUGUACCUAUAAGCUAGUUUGGCUGAUGGUUGCCCCUUUAGGUCAGUUCUCCAAAUCCAUUUGUCAUUCUCAGGAGGAGCCAUAUCAAUGUGGGAGAGAAGCCUGCAAAUAUUACCAUCAAAGCAUUGAUCAAAUAACAAAUCGUUCCAUUUAUUAUCAAGCAGAAGGUUAGAAACAUGCCAAUGUCCAUCAAUAAUAGAAAUAUUAACAAAAUAUCGGUUUAAUGGCCAAUGGAAUGUUAAAGAUCCAAUUGUAAUGCAAAACAUUUAGUUGAUCACCAUUUCCAAUAAUUGGAUGAAAUAUAGCUUUUAACACAGACAUAUACUUAUUAAAAGGCUUCCAGCACCACCAGGUGGACUCCGGAGUAGGUUGACUGUUCCAAGGAGAUCCCCAACCAUACUUUUGACUUGGAUAGAGUUAUCUUCAUGACUUACCCUUCCAGUCAUUUAGUUCUUGGUCUCAUGUAUCACUGCUGUUCUACUUGUCAGAAGAAGGUAAUCUUUGUUGCUUCAAACUCCUCCAAUUGAGUUCUUGGUCUUAUGUCUCACCACUCUUGUUGUCAGAAGAAGGUAAGUUUUGAUGCUUUAAACUUCUCCACACUUUGUCAAGGGCAUCACUUGGUUAUAUCUUGUUUCCUCUUGUUUUGACAUGGAUGGUUUCUUCUCCAAGAAGAAUUAUUAAUCACACAAUUAUGAGGAUUCUGUUUAAAAUGUCACUGAUCUAGUGAUAUAAAACUAGAUAGAUAAGAACAGGUGCUGGGAGUGUACCUGUUUCACAACCAUCCUCCCAUGUUUUUUCAUCGACGAGUGUGGGUUUGAUCUUCCGUUAGUCCUAGCAGAAGUCGGUGAAUUCAUGUGGCACAUUUACUAGGGAGGUGACUCCAUUUCGGUUGGUUAUAGUAAUUUUUAAGCUCAGGACGUGUUGCUCUUCCUUGUUCUAUGUUUACGUAGUUCCUAGUAUUUAAGAUGUAACUUUGCUUUUUGGCAGAACUUUAUUCAUCAGCUUGACUGAACGAACACCCGUUUUAAAUCCUACGCCCAAGUAGAGCUGCUGGAGGCAUCAAGUGAAUUUGGGAGUGAGACUUGAUUCUCCAAAGCAAGAAUCUGGAUGGAGUAUACCACUUGUAGUUGAGAAAGGUGAGAGGAACUAAACUUGGAUCUUUUGAUUGUAAAUAAUGUUAUUUAUUCAUUUGGAGGAUGUACUUGUUCAGUGUUAUUUCCUUUGGAAUGAGUCAUAACUUGAUCUUGUUUCGUUUAUUCCUCAUAUUAUAUUUAGGUUUUUGGUCUUUGCAAUA
Musa acuminata AAA Group (dessert banana) is the source of this 6799-nucleotide messenger RNA. RefSeq lists its product as uncharacterized. The transcript is spliced from 3 exons. Bases 119 to 3514 code for a protein of 1131 amino acids. Gene Ontology annotation, biological process: endosomal transport. Gene Ontology annotation, cellular component: AP-type membrane coat adaptor complex. Lineage: Eukaryota; Viridiplantae; Streptophyta; Magnoliopsida; Zingiberales; Musaceae. The record is from RefSeq and is a predicted model, not a curated record.